Messenger RNA from Camarhynchus parvulus, 2333 nucleotides. It is a transcript of the gene TRAPPC2, whose product is annotated as trafficking protein particle complex 2. Lineage: Eukaryota; Metazoa; Chordata; Aves; Passeriformes; Thraupidae. Gene Ontology annotation, biological process: endoplasmic reticulum to Golgi vesicle-mediated transport. Gene Ontology annotation, cellular component: cytoplasm; nucleus; TRAPP complex. Bases 408 to 830 code for a protein of 140 amino acids. The transcript has 5 exons. The record is from RefSeq and is a predicted model, not a curated record.
UCAUCGGCGAGCAGGGCAGGAAUCGGUUUUAGGUACCUGGGGUCACUUCCACGUCCGCUUCCCAACGAUAUUCUCCGGCUCCCCCAGAAUCUGACAGCUUGGGAGUGAACAGAGGCAUCUGGCCCAGCCUGCUCAAACAGGGCCGUCCUGGAGCACAGGGCACAGAAUUGUGUCUGGGCUGUUCUGGAAUAACUUCAGGCUUUCUGGACAGACUGUUCCAGUGCUCAGUCACACGCACAGCAAUAAGUUCCUCCUCGUGUCCAGGUGGAACUUCCCGGGCAUCAGUUUCUGCCUGUUAUUUCUCAUCCUGGUGGGCGGCUGCACCAAGAAGAGCUCGGCUCCAUCCUCUUGACAUGCAUACCUAAAUGUUUAUCUCUCUUUUACCUCUGGGAGCAUUGUUUUGAAGAAUGUCUGGAAGUUUCUACUUCGUGAUAGUUGGUCAUCAUGAUAAUCCCAUAUUUGAAAUGGAAUUUCUGCCUCCUGGAAAAGUAGAGUCAAAGGAUGAUCAUCGCCACCUCAACCAGUUCAUUGCCCAUGCUGCUCUCGACCUCGUAGAUGAGAACAUGUGGCUUUCUAACAACAUGUACUUGAAGACUGUGGACAAGUUUAAUGAAUGGUUUGUUUCUGCUUUUGUCACAGCUGGACAUAUGAGAUUUAUAAUGCUUCAUGAUGUAAGGCAAGAAGAUGGAAUCAAGAACUUCUUUACUGAUGUAUAUGAGUUGUAUAUAAAGUUUGCAAUGAAUCCAUUUUAUGAACUCAAUACUCCUAUUCGAUCCACUGCCUUUGAAAGAAAAGUCCAGUUCCUUGGAAAGAAACACCUUUUAAGCUGAAUAAAUAAAUCUCCUGAGUGAGUGCUUUUUCCCUACUUUCCUGAUUGUUUGAACUGUACUUCUUCUGGUUAGUCCUCUGCAUGUUUUAUACUCAUCUUCUGAAGACUGACUAAUUGGAUGCUGAAGCAGCUUUUUCUUUUGCUGAUGUAGAUAAAAACAGCCAAGCUUCUCUGGUUAAAAAAAAAGGUGUAUCUCAAGAAGUUUCCUUUUAUGUGAUGUGAAAAUAAAGUUUAAACUGUCAGAGGCUGCAGAGGUACAAAGGAAGAAACUGAGACAUUAUGUGUUAAUGCAUAUGCAAAGUGUAAGCCUCUGACACGGGGUGAGAGGAAAUCAGACCUAAAUGCAAAAGAUGUCACCAGUCACCUGGUUUAAUAUGAGUAAAAGGGAACUCUUGACUGUUUGGUCUAAGUGCUUAAUUUUAUAAUAAACUUUCCUAGUUGUAUUCCUUCAGUAGAGAGCUCACUCUGCAGACUAACCAGACUAAGACAACACUCUGUGGUAGUAAAUCAAGCCUCUAUUUAUUGAUGUGUAAUUGUAUGUAUAUAAAGUGCUCAAUAAGAAAUGGAAAAUCAGAAAAGCUGUCUCCAGUACAUCAAGAAAUUUUGAGAAAACCCCUAGAGUUUAAAAGUGUCUAAUUUCAAAUUUUCCAUGUAUUUAGUGCAAUACACAUUUAGCUGCAGUAUUGCAUCAAUGAAUGAAAUAGACCAGAAGAGCCAGAUCUGCCCUGACAUUAACUCGAAUACACACAUAAAAAAACCCAAACGAAAUUUACAUGUUUAAACUCACUGUUUUUCCCCAUUAUUUCUUCAACUGCUGAAACUUUCUUUUUGUAAAUAAAUUUAGAGAAGGAUCUUUGCACCAUGAAACUAUAUUUGUUGAGGUUUCAGAAAGGCAUUAUUUGACCUGUCUGGCUCCUAUUCUGUUGUAAAAUGUUUUAGGAACCAUUUUGCAAAGCUUAACAUCAUUCCAAACCAGUAAUUUUUAAAUAGAUCAUUUGGCAUAUAUGUACCUAAUACUUUGCUUGGGUUUACAAUCUUAAGUAUUCUGUUUCUUUUUGCAGCAAAUCUGUAUAAGCUAUCUUGUACUUUUUUUUUUCAAUGUCUGAGAAGUAAUUUCCAAAGGAAGUGGCAUGCUAUUCUAAGAAGUAUUUUGCAUAGUCUGUAUAAUUAAGGGGACCACAUCUGUGUGUGCUGUAAGUGUAGUCAGUCAUCAUUUCUGCACUUACUGCUAAGCUGCCACUGUAAAAUGUUCCAUGAGAAAAAAGAACAUAUUUACCUUAAAUAAAACAUGAAAUGUUGUAGUAUGGAUGCCUGUUGAGUAUACUUGAAGUGAUUUAGAAGAAAACUACAUAACCACAGUAACAGUACCUGGUGGGGUGGCCAGUGAAGAUGGGAAUACUUGUCUUUGCAAUGUUUUUGCAUAUAAACUGCAUUGUACAGCCCUUUGAUAAUGUCAUGUAAUUUUAUAUAAAUAAAUUUUUUUUCUGUACACAUGGAAAUAACA